This is a messenger RNA of Laetiporus sulphureus 93-53, 505 nucleotides long. RefSeq lists its product as uncharacterized. Lineage: Eukaryota; Fungi; Basidiomycota; Agaricomycetes; Polyporales; Laetiporaceae. The record is from RefSeq and is a predicted model, not a curated record. The annotation marks the transcript as partial. The transcript has 2 exons.
ACUUCGUGUCCAUGUCAGGCCUCGCCAACUUGGCCCAUCCCUCCCGACCCACCCCACAUCGCCACCGUCUCCAUUGCGUCUGGUGUACACCUCAACAUGACUCGGCCUUGCAAGUCGCCUGAGUCAGUGUGGUAUUUCUCCAUUUUUGUAGUUACAUUCGCUGUCGCUGCCACCUCAUCUUUUCAGUUGACACAUGCGAUUUGGGCCUUUCGCCUUCCAUAGUGCACUGUGGCCCCUUAUUGGGCAUCCCCCGUGCGCGACAUUUGUCGCCCCGUCCUUGUCGUCACUGCCCGCUCUUUGUUCUGCCCCAACGCCGCAUGCCCUGCUCCCUUGGGGAGCCUUCUAAUAACUCUGAUUCAAAGCGCGCUCUCCGCAAUCUGCCCGCGCAAUAUGUUUCACCUGACUCAGGAACCGCUACUCGCAUGAUCUGCCCACACAUUGCAUAUUGCGGGAGAUGUGGUAACACCACAGGAACGCACGCUUACUGGAAGCCCCACGCAUCGCG